Dicentrarchus labrax (European seabass) is the source of this 2128-nucleotide messenger RNA. It is a transcript of the gene ncf2, whose product is annotated as neutrophil cytosolic factor 2. Gene Ontology annotation, molecular function: protein binding; superoxide-generating NADPH oxidase activator activity. The record is from RefSeq and is a predicted model, not a curated record. Gene Ontology annotation, biological process: superoxide anion generation. Lineage: Eukaryota; Metazoa; Chordata; Actinopteri; Moronidae. The coding region runs from base 85 to 1569 and encodes 494 amino acids. The transcript is spliced from 15 exons.
AUCACACUUCCUGAUCUCCCUGGUACAAAUCAGAAGAGCUUCCUUAAUUUGGUCUGUAGCUCAGGGUACUCCUAACCUGCCACUAUGUCUUUUCUGGAUACUCUGCGCCAGUGGGACGAAGCUGUGACUUGUGUUGACAGACAAGAUCUGUCUGAAGCACUCAGGAUUUUCCUGUCAAUCCAAGAACCAAACUCCAAAAUCUGUUUUGACAUGGGCUGUCUCCAUCUUCUUAACCAAGACCUAGAUGCUGCUGAAAAGGCAUUUGAUUGCAGCAUACGCAAGGAUGAGCAUUUGGCUGUUGGCUUCUUUCAAAGAGGAAUCACAUUUUACAAAAAGCAGAGGUAUGAGGAGAGUGUAGCUGAUUUCCAGCGUGCCUUCAAAACACUGAGAGGCAACCAGCUGAUAGAUUACAAAGCACUGGGUCUCAGAUACAAAUUAUAUGCAUGUGAGGUUCUCCACAAUAUGGCCCUGGCUGAGGCUCAGAUGGGUCACUGGGAAAAAGCCCAGGAAAACCUUGUGAAGGCUCUUGAUUACAAGACAGAUGCCAAGCUCAAUAUCAUUGACAAAGCUCUGCAAUCCACCCUGAAACAGAAACUUUUCAAACUGGUCGAGUUUCCAUCAAAAGUGCUCUUUAAACCAAAUAAGCACUAUGUUGCUGAGCUGGAGAAGAAGGACUACCUGGGCAAAGCGAAGGUUGUUGCCUCCGUCGUUCCUCAGGAUGCAUUCUCUGGAUUUGCCCCAUUACAGCCACAGGUUGAAGAUGGUCCAACUCGUCCAAAAGAACCUGAGGUUCUAAGGGCUUUAGAAGGAGAACCACACACUGUCCUGUUUGAGUUUGUUCCUGAGACCAGUGAUGAGUUGGCUGUAGUGCCGGGCAAUAUUGUGUUUGUGCUGCAGAAGGGUGCUGACAACUGGGCAUCUGUGAUCUUCAAUGAAAGACGGGGACUUGUUCCUUACAAUUACCUGGAACGUUUGGAGAUCUCUUUGGCUUCUAAACAGAAUGAGGGAAUAUCUAAGCCUCCAACUCGAGAACCACCAACCAGACCUGAAAGGAAACAAGGUCUUACUCCUAGCAACAGCAGCAGUGGAGACACACAAGUCAAGGAUGCACACGACAAUUCAUAUAUUGUCAAAGUCCGAUUCACAUUCAACUUUGCUGUCUCAGUACCACCUGGGUCUCCUUAUGCAAUACUGAUCGAGAAAAUCAGUAAGAAACUGAAUCUCCCUUCUAGGGCAAUCACCUUGAGUUUAACCUCUGAGGUAACGGGAGAAAGUGUAAUCAAUGCCAACACAGAAAUGGAGAGUGUGUGGAGUUGUGCCAGUGCCAGGCGUAUCACCUUGUGGUGUAAGACCAAAGAGCAAACUGAUGGAAAGCCAGCGGAUGAGAUUCACUUCGUGGCACUUCAUUCUUAUGAGUCAUCAAAUCCAGAGGAUCUCAAUUUUCAGCAAGGAGAUACAAUCAGAUUCCUCUCUAGAGUUAACCAGGAUUGGUUGGAGGGGCAAUGCAAUGGGAAUACUGGUAUAUUUCCUGCAUCCUUUGUGGAAGAAGUUCCUGUCAAUGACCAGUAAAAGAAAAGAUACUAAAGCCAGUAAUACAAUGAAGUGACCAAAGCAGAGAAGUGGUCAGGUAUCCACUACCUAAACCAUUUUAUAAUCAAUUAAAUGUGAAUAAUCAGGGCCCAUAUAUUCUUUACCAAUAUGAUUGUAAAAGUGGACAAGUUGUAAUGUUUGGACAAAAUGAUUGGUAAUAUUCUGUGAUUUUAGCAAAUACAAGCAAUAUACUUUUAAUACCUGUAACUGAAGGCAGACAUGAUAAAAUACUCUAUUGGAGUCCUGUGAAUUACUGGUAAAUUAUCAUGAAGACGUUCCUUCCUCUUCAUAGGCAAUAGCUAUGCCUCUCCUGCCCUUUCCUGCCUUUACCACAGGCGUCUCUCCCAACUUCUGCUCUAAGCCACGCCAGCUUCGUUCUGCCAGGAAAGAUGCUGAAAAGAGAAAAGCAUAAAUGUGUAGUGUAAUACAAAGUUUUUUUUUUUUGCCAGACUGUAACAACUGAAGUAGGUCUUUGUUGUUAUGAGAAAAAUGCAAAAUUCUACAAUAAACGUAUGGAUGUUUGGAAAUGAAAAGCAAA